AUGCAAACGGAGGAGAAUACAGAAGAAGAACACAUACCAACACGUAUAUCUAGUAAAAUAGCCAAAGUAAACAAAGAAACAUCAAAACAAAAACACAUUCUAAAUGAUGACUGCGCAGAAAACACAGAUAUCCCGCUUGAGGAAAGUGUUGCCCAACCGCA
Dentiscutata heterogama is the source of this 161-nucleotide messenger RNA. The record is from the annotation of a GenBank genome assembly. Lineage: Eukaryota; Fungi; Glomeromycota; Glomeromycetes; Diversisporales; Gigasporaceae.